AUGCAGCCAUUACAAUGGUUGAAAAUACUACUCUUGCUGAAUUAUGGCGCUGGGCGACAAGUGCGGCUUGGACGACAAGCCGGAUAUAACUAUCAAAGGCCGAGAGUACCGUUCUUCUUACCGACUGAGAAUGUCGGUUCGAACGUACCUGCCUAUCCCUCACAACGUUACAACUAUCCAACUUAUCCUACUUAUAAUUAUCCUGCUCCUUAUCGACCUUUUCAACCAGCUCUUCCAUCUUAUCCAUCUCCUCAACCACCACCUUCUUAUCCAUCGCCUCAACCACCACCUUCUUAUCCGUCUCCUCAGCCACUACCUUCUUAUCCAUCACCGCAGCCACAACCUUCUUAUCCAUCACCACAGCCACAACCUUCUUAUCCUUCUCCUCAGCCACCUCCUUCAUAUCCAUCUCCACGGCCACCACCUCCUUCAUAUCCAUCUCCGCGGCCACCACCUCCUUCGUAUCCAUCCCCACGACCACCACCUCCUUCGUAUCCAUCUCCCCGACCUCUACCACCAUCCUAUACAUCUCCACAACCACCACCUCAAACACAAGAAGUUAUAGUAAUAUCUUCAACUCCAUAUCCUGCAUCACGCCAGCCAACGCCAUCACCUGCACCUUUUCCUCAACCAUCUUAUCCUCCAUCGCGACCUCCUCCAAGACUUCCACCUCCUCCCCUUUCACCUCCACCAACCCAAUCUCCUUAUCCACCUAGUCCAACACCAAUCCCCUAUACUCCUUCAAGCCCACCAUUAUUACCAUCUCCAUCUUAUUCACCUUCGCCCACAACACCUACCCCUUAUCCACCAUCAGGCCCUCCUUCGAGACCAUCAUCACCUUCAUUUUCUUAUCCACCAUCAUAUACUCCGUCGACUCUACCACCGAUAACAACUCCUUUUCCACCAUCAUACCCUUCGACGCGGCCUUCACUACCUCCAACUGGAUAUCCUCCAUCGAGACCACCGCCAACUCCAAUUCCUUAUCCUCCUACUGGACCGCCACCGCCUCCUCCACCUCCACCGCCACCGCCUGGUUCUACACCCGCACCAACAUAUUUACCUCCUUAUGAUCAAGGAAAUAGCAGACAACCUGGUUUUAGUAGUCUUUCAGGAAGCGGCUCUUCCGCCUUUCCUUCAUCUUUUGCGAAUUCAGGAGUAGUGAAGCUAAGCGGUACCGCUACUUCGUCAAGCUCAUUCAACAUCGGCUUUCGAGGCACUCCAUCGAAUACUGCUUCAGCGAAUGGAGCAUAUUAUAAUACUCAAAGUCCUUCUGCAUUCACGUCAACCGGAACAUUGUCGCAAGUCACAAAAAUAACUGGACCUGCUGCUGCGCCAGCAUCCUACAAUGUUCCGGCUAUUUCGAGUCCAGGAAUUGGAGUACAAGACGCAAAUUAUCCAACAUAUGUUCAAGCACCUAGCCCAGCGUAUUACCCUGCUCCUGCUCCUGCUCCAGCAGCACAACCAGCUCCAAAUUUUCUUACAGCCACUUAUCCUAUUCAAGCACCACCUAAUACUGCUUUGUCAGCAGCUUUCAAUCCUGCACCGCCAUUCCUGUCAAGUACACCUACUCUACCAGCUGUAAAUUAUGUUCAAAGUUCAGCUGUUCCAGGGGUCGUAGGACCUCCUGUUCAAAUUUAUUCUCCAGCUUCUACUGCUGUAGUUGCUCAGGCAGGCUAUCCUAGUUAUCAAUCUGUUUCUCCAGCCCCUGGUGCUGUAAGUGCUCAGCCAGCCUAUCCAAGUGUUUAUCAAUCUGUUGCUCCAGGUCCAGCAUCAGCUCCAGCAUUUAUACCUAGUCCUGCCUUUCAAACAGUUCCUAGUCCUGCACAAUCAACUUUUGUAAAUCCACCAGCGCAAACCUACCUCGCAACAAACGUUCCCAGUUAUCCUAGUUACCAGCAACCAUCUCCAGCAGCACCAAUGUACAAUUAUCAGCCGUCGAUACCAGCGGUACAACAGCAACCAUCGUUUUCUCCAGCAGUACAACAACAAACGUCGUUUUCUCCAGCAGUACAACAACAAACGUCGUUUGCUCCAGCAGUGCAACAACAAACAUCGUUCGUUCCAACAGUGCAACAGCAACCAUCGUUUGCUCCAGCCAAUCCACCGUCAAUCAGCUACAUUCCACAAACGGGAUGA
Vespa velutina is the source of this 2136-nucleotide messenger RNA. Its product is annotated as basic proline-rich protein-like. The record is from RefSeq and is a predicted model, not a curated record. The transcript has 3 exons. NCBI's taxonomy places the organism in Eukaryota, Metazoa, Arthropoda, Insecta, Hymenoptera, Vespidae. Bases 1 to 2136 code for a protein of 711 amino acids.